AUGACCAGGCGAACGGGGACUUCGCUGACCAAUCGACAACCACCUGCUAAUAAGGUCCAGAUGGAGACGAGGACCAGGAGUGUCUGCCAGCCGGCGUGGAUCCGCCCUCGAGCCUUUGCGACGUCGAAAUCACCGCGGCCGGACCAAUGGCUAGUGGAGAGUCGCUUGGCGAGGCCUUAUCCAGCCAGAGGCCCAGAGGUUGCCCGCAACGAAGCCGAAGUCCCCUGGCAUCUAUAUUCCCUGGCGUCCUGGGCGGGAAAAGAACAGGGGAAAGGGGUCUCGCACUGGUUUGUCUGGCCUGGCUGGUCUGAAAAGUCCUUGUUCGCCGCCCUGACUAAUGUAAAAUUUCCUCGCGCUACGGCUGACCGCAGACCAGGCACGGAGAUGGCCUCUCGCGCCCUUCUAGACCCUGUGUGA
Messenger RNA from Colletotrichum orchidophilum, 417 nucleotides. RefSeq lists its product as uncharacterized. NCBI's taxonomy places the organism in Eukaryota, Fungi, Ascomycota, Sordariomycetes, Glomerellales, Glomerellaceae. The transcript has a single exon. The coding region runs from base 1 to 417 and encodes 138 amino acids. The record is from RefSeq and is a predicted model, not a curated record.